Molecule: messenger RNA, 2125 nt
Organism: Boleophthalmus pectinirostris (great blue-spotted mudskipper)
Lineage: Eukaryota; Metazoa; Chordata; Actinopteri; Gobiiformes; Gobiidae
Gene: zdhhc1
Product: zinc finger DHHC-type containing 1
Exons: 11
Coding region: 497-2125 (542 amino acids)
Biological process (GO): peptidyl-L-cysteine S-palmitoylation; protein targeting to membrane
Cellular component (GO): endoplasmic reticulum; Golgi apparatus
Molecular function (GO): protein-cysteine S-palmitoyltransferase activity
Source: RefSeq, a predicted model, not a curated record
GGAGGCUAAUCUGCUGCUAACCACGCUCCCGCUCCCGUCCCGCGAUGUCUGAUGAAUAUUUAACACAUUUUUCCCUUCAAUAAUUCACAUUCACGUUUUUGUUUUCGAUCUCCGCCGCCGCCCAAAGCUUUUUUUGCCCCCGGAUCGCUAACACCUUCCUCCGGACUAGCCUCUCCAGAUUAGCAGGCUAGCGACUCGAACCCUUAAUCUUUCAUUUACAAACACACUUUAUCAUUCAUCUAAACGCCCGUCUUUGCGUGUGUUUCUCUCUCUCAAACAUGAGCUUUUCAGUCUUUAUGGGUGUGUGUUAAAGCGGGGGAAGGAGGAGGAGAGAGACCGACGACCGGAGCUCCAGACCCGGUGCAUCGGAGAACCCCCAAGCCGCCUGAAGAGCCUCGGAUCCGGGGCUGCUGAGAUGGAGGAUGUGCGGGGCAGGAGGGACGGAGCACAUCCACUGUCUUGUUAACUGGAUUUAAACAGCCGGAGCUCCAGCCCGAUGGAGGUGUGCAGUAAGAACCCGAACAGGACAGCUCCGGUGGGGGAGGAGCGCCGAGCCGAUGUGCCCCUCUGCUCCAGGACCAAUGGCUGGAGCUGGCCCCCGCACCCCUUCCAGAUGCUGGCCUGGCUGCUCUACGCAUACUUCGCCAUCACCGGGUUUGGGGUGUUUGUGCCCCUGCUGCCCCCUCACUGGAUCCCCGCCGGGUACAUCUGCACCGGUGUCCUGUUCGUGUGUCACCUGUGCGUCCACGUGCUCGCCGUGUCCAUAGAUCCGGCCGACUCGAACGUGAGGAGCCGGACUCACCGAGGCCCCGUCCCCGUGUUCGACCGCUCCAAGCACGCCCACGUCAUCGAGAACUGCCACUGCUUCCUCUGCCAGGUCGACGUGGGCCCCAAGUCCAAACACUGCAGUGCCUGUAACAAGUGUGUGGCCAACUUCGACCAUCACUGCCGCUGGCUCAACAACUGCGUGGGCAGCCGCAACUACAAGUUGUUCCUGCACAGCGUGGUGUCUGCCCUGCUGGGAGUGUGCUUGGUCCUUAUUGUCGCCUCGUAUGUUUUUAUUGAGUUCUUCUUGGACCCGUCUAAACUCCGCACUGACAAACACUUUCAAGUACAUAACGAGUCUGCAGUGUGGUUCCUGUUCUUGCCUGUAGCUCCGGUGGUCUCGGCCGGAGCAGUGAUCCCAGGGCUCGCUGCUGUCACCAUCGCUCUGGGGCUGCUCUCCUGCGUGCUGCUCUGCCACCUGCUGGGCUUCCACAUUUACCUGAUGUGGAACAGACUGAGCACGUACGAGUACAUCAUCCGUCAGCGUCACCGUCUGAACCCACGCGACUCGAGGAAGCCCCCAGCCAAGGAGCCCACCGUCCCCUCGCUCAACAUCAUCAAGGAGGUGAGCUACUCCGGGACUCUGGGCUACACCAACACACAGAUGGAGGUGGAGGAGCCCUGCGCCGUCACAGCACAAGACGACACAGAGUGUGUGGCCAACGGGAGGGUUCGUAGCGCGUCUGCUCCGGUGGUGGAGGAGGAAAUCCCGCCUCCCGCUCCGACUGAAGUGAAGGCAGUGACCCCACAAAGACGAACACAGAAAAGGAAAAAGAAGGUGCGUAAAGUUCCGGCUGAAGUGACGAGAGAGCGCCCGCUCAGUGCUGUUCCUGCAGAGCUCACGUCCGUCUCCACCGUGUCUCUGGGCCAGCGCCUGCCCUUCCCCUCCUUCCCCCUGCGCGCCUCCCUGCCCCCUCUCGCCUCCGCACCCGUCCCCGCGCCCGUCAUGGUCCCCGUCAUGGCCGCCGCCCCGCCCUCCGAGUACCACUCCGACUCCGCAGAAUCCCUGGAGGAGAUUCCCGUAGCGCUCGCCAAACUCGGCUCCUCGUCCAACCGCGACAACUCGAACUUAACCCACAGACCCACGUUGUCCUUCCCCCUGCCCUCCCCGCUGCCGAGGACUAAGCGGAAGGGGUCGGCGAGGGCCAACAGGAGCGCGGGGGACUUGAGGUUCGAAAUGGCGCCCCCUACCGUGUUCGUGAGCAGAGCGAGCGGAGAACCGGCACUGGACAAAAGGAGAAAUCAAGGGUCCAGACCGAGCUCCAGAACUUCACUCGGGACAAACUGGAUGGAGCGAUAA